Trichophyton verrucosum HKI 0517 is the source of this 849-nucleotide messenger RNA. RefSeq lists its product as uncharacterized. NCBI's taxonomy places the organism in Eukaryota, Fungi, Ascomycota, Eurotiomycetes, Onygenales, Arthrodermataceae. The coding region runs from base 1 to 849 and encodes 282 amino acids. The record is from RefSeq and is a predicted model, not a curated record. The transcript has 3 exons. Gene Ontology annotation, molecular function: cysteine-tRNA ligase activity; ATP binding. Gene Ontology annotation, biological process: cysteinyl-tRNA aminoacylation. Gene Ontology annotation, cellular component: cytoplasm.
AUGGCACAGCUUGCGUUUUCAACUUUCCUGGAGCAGCGUCUGCCUCUUCUAGCUGCGGAAGCUAUAAAGAACGCGCUUGACAAAAUUUCGUCUAAAACCUCUGAACCAGAACUUUCUAUUGAAGCCAUGAGUACCAAAAGCUUCAUUCCAAGUGAACGCUUAAACUCAAUUGAAACAUCAUAUGAGGCUUGUGAAGACGUAUUCCUCGUCUAUCUUGACUUCGUCGGUGGCUCCUCCAUUUCCAGUUCCAAUUAUUCGCUCCUCAGAACACUGACCAGGAAUUUUGAGACGCGGUUCCUUGAAGAUAUGCGGUGUUUGAAUGUUCUUGAUCCAGAUGAAUUGACAAGGGUAGCUUCAUACAUCCCCGAAAUAAUCCAGUUUAUCGAGAAGAUUAUUGACAAUGGUUUUGCGUAUUCUACAUCGGAUGGCUCCAUAUAUUUUAACAUCGAUAAAUUCAAAACGCUGAGCCCUGGAAUAGACAUAAUAACCACCUUCAAAGGGAUGGAGAAGGCUCCUUAUCGAAAAACACGACAGCAAAGGCUUCAAAAAACGACUUUGCUCUCUGGAAGGCAUCCCGGCCAGGGGAACCAAGUUGGCCCAGCCCUUGGGGAAAUGGUCGGCCUGGCUGGCAUAUUGAGUGUUCUGCAAUGGCUUCGGCUAAACUUGGAAGUCAAAUCGAUAUUCAUUCUGGUGGGAUUGAUCUUGCAUUCCCACAUCAUGAUAAUAAACUUCCCCAGAGUGAGGCGUACUGGAAUGAAACCCAAUGGGUCAAUUACUUCCUCCAUAUGGGUCAUCUCUCCAUUCAUGGCUCAAAAAUGUCUAAAUCCCUCAAAAAUUUCACGACUAUAA